AUGGGGAAAAAUGUUCCCGUGUCAAGUUCUCGUUCUUUUGAGAUACAUCUUUUCCCUGGUCCCCUUACAAUGCAGCAAUUAAUCAACUGUGUGGACAGAAAAAUAGAAAGCAGGUUUUGCUGGACACCGAGCCCAGCGCAGUUAGAAUGCCGCGGAAGCUGGAGCCGCACCUCGCGCGUGGCGCCCCGGGCCAGCCGGGCCCCUCAGAUGAGAGCUGCACCCAGGCCAGCACCAGCAGCUCAGCCGCCAGCUGCAGCCCCGCCAGCUGCAGUGGGCUCACCUGCUGCAGCACCCCAGCAGCCAGGUCUCAUGGCCCAGAUGGCGACCACUGCGGCAGGUGUGGCUGUGGGCUCUGCUGUGGGGCAUACACUGGGCCAUGCCAUCACAGGAGGCUUCAGCGGAGGGAGUACUGUGGAGCCCUCAAAGCCCGAUAUCACCUACCAGGAGCCUCAAGGAACCCAGUCAGCGCAGCAGCAGCAACUUGGUGGCCCUUGCUUUUAUGAAAUAAAACAAUUUUUGGAGUGUGCCCAGAACCAGGCUGAUGUUAAGCUCUGUGAGGGUUUCAAUGAGGUGCUGAAGCAGUGCAGAAUUGCUAACGGAUUAGUCUAAUUGAGAGGCUCAAAUUGAAGAAAUGGAAAAUCGGCUCUGAUGACCAAGUAACUUUAGCAUACAAAUGUAAUCGAUAGUGAAAGUAUGAAAUGUAAGACUGCAGUGUAAAUCCUCACCUAAUAGCUUCAAUGUUUCUGAAUGGCAGCAAAAGAGAGUUCUAAUUGUGUGGAAGUUCAGUGAGUUGGUUCAGAUUUGGGACUGGUCAGAUGUUUGUGUGCCCUCCUUAAGCCAGCUGUUCUGAUGUCCUUUGAGUUUAUUAGAAUAAAGUGAUUUUCUCCUG
Molecule: messenger RNA, 889 nt
Organism: Sciurus carolinensis (gray squirrel)
Lineage: Eukaryota; Metazoa; Chordata; Mammalia; Rodentia; Sciuridae
Product: coiled-coil-helix-coiled-coil-helix domain-containing protein 2-like
Exons: 2
Coding region: 1-609 (202 amino acids)
Biological process (GO): mitochondrion organization; positive regulation of transcription by RNA polymerase II
Cellular component (GO): mitochondrion; nucleus
Molecular function (GO): sequence-specific DNA binding
Source: RefSeq, a predicted model, not a curated record